UUACUUUUGCGUCAAAGUAACGCAUCCAUGGUGAAAAUUUUUAACAAACAAAAAAAGGCGUGAUUAUUGCAUAAAUUUUGUGCUAAGUUUGGUGUGCACUGUGAGACACGCUAAAUUUGCAUUAAAAAACUGUAACCUAUGGUUGAAAAAUUAUUGCACCCAAACGUGCUGAGAUAUUGCGUAAAAAUACCGCACCAAUAUCUCUUCAAUACCCACAUUACAUGAGGCGUUAAAAUCAUGCAAUUUAUACGCAAUGAAUGGUGGGUGCGAAGAGACAGGCAACGCGCGAGAGUUUGAAUCUAAGAGAAGCGUGGUAUUUCCUUUUCUCUCCCACCCUCGCAGUCUCGUAAAUUCCCUGUUAAUUUAAUUCCCUGUUAAUUUAUCUGUUGUCUCAAUGUCGCCAAAAAAAUAUUACAUAAUUGAAUUCCCCCCUGAUAAAUACAAUUCAGUGCCUGUGGAGCUUGUUCCAAGUCACUGGGUUAUCCCCGCAGAGAAAGUUUGUCUCUGGCCACCAAACUCUGGGCCAAGUAUUAGAAAUUUGAUAAAAAAGGGCACUGCUAUUCCUGAUGUCAAGUGGGGAAGAGUUAGCUACGCCAGGAUUAUUGGGAAUUACGAUGAUUAUGAAGUUGCGACAAAAAAACUUCAAGUAGCCGAGGACACUUCCAACUUGGAAAGUGAAACAGAACCAGAAAGCAGAUUAAGGAGCAAGAAGAUAAUUCCCGAUAUUCAGCCCAGCAGCACACGAGGGGAUGUAACGUCUUCAUCCGAUGAGGAGGAUAGCGACGCGAACAAAAACAGUCCUCCGUCUGGCUCACUUCUGGAUAAUUUGGAGCUGGACCAACCAUUGAGCAUUCCUGAAAUAAUUCCCGAAACUGAAGAGCAAAGCAAUCUACAAGUAGGAAAUCAAGUUGAAACUGGAGACACCUCUUUUGUUGUUGUAAAUUCGCAGGAGUUAAAUGAUUUACGGCUGUUGAUUUCAAGGACAACGCAAAGUGUGCUAACUUUGUUGGAAAAGCAGGCUGAAGACAUUAAAGACAUUAAGGCUUUACUGAUUAAUGUGAAACAAAGGCCGGAUGGUAGGAAGGCUCCCAAUUUCAGUGCCAUUCCAAAAUUACCCCUCGACAACGAGGUAGCACUGGCGGAGUUUGAAUCUUGGCUCGAGGUGGAUUCAAAUCGCGAAUUACUGGUUGAAUAUUUGGCAUUUUCAACUGCGACACAGAUCGAGGCGAGCACUAGAAAAAUCUUGAAAAAAUUAUUUACGAAUGAAUUUGGCAGGCGAAUUAAUUUUACGGGUAAAGGAAACAAGACAUCGAUGAAAAACCUAAAACUACUGGAAGUCGUAAAAGAAACCGUGCGAAACGUCUUUACAGUUGAGUCCGUUCCCGAUCCCAAAAAUCCCAGCGGCCGUAUUCCCACCGAUGAUAUAAUUCAAACUGCAGCAAUGAAUUGGUUUCGUUCUUCAAAAAGUAGGUGCAACGACGACGCUCCCUCGGGAAUUGCAUCAUAAUCAUGGAUCGAGAUGGAAAAUCACCGAGAAACAUUAGGCGAAUAAUUGCAAAACGGGUUAGAGAGAAUCUCACUCGUACAAAAAACAUACCUGCUAUUAGUAAUAAUCUUGUAAAUUUAGAUAUAUGUGAUUCUGUCGUUGAGGAUAGCGAUUCAGGUAGUAAUAUUAGCAAUAAUGAUACAAGCAGUAAUGUUAUCUAUAAUAGUGACGAGCCAUUAGUUUCCGAUUCACUAAGCGACAAUGGUGUAGUAGAAAAUAAUAGGAAUAUUUUAGAUUUAACACGGGACUUGAGGGACUGGUCGCUUCGACAUAACAUAACGGGAGUAGCUUUAAACGAUCUUCUACGCAUAUUUAACUUUUAUCAAGAAUUUAGAUUUCUUCCAUUGGAUAGUAGGAAAUUGCUUAAAAACUCAAUUAAAUACUCUAUGAAAACUAUCGGUCAGGGUCAAUAUGCACACUUUGAUGUUAUUCAAAAUAUAAAACGGCAAAUAGAUUCCAAUUGUAUUCUUGCUUCUGGUAGCGAAAUUAAAUUAAACCUUAUAUUUAGUUUUGAUGGAUUGCCCAUUUCUAAGAGUAACAGUAACCAGUUUUGGCCAAUUCAAGCAAAGUGUGAGCAAAGUACGUACGGCGUAUUUGUCGUGGGUUUAUUUUAUGGCAAGACAAAACCAGAAAGUAUUGACGAAUACUUGAUGGAUUUGAUAGCAGAGUUAAAAAGUUUGCGAGUUGGGAUUAGUUACAAUAAUUUGAAAAUAUUUUGUAAGGUUUCAAAAAUAAUAGCUGAUGCGCCAGCCAGGAGUUUUUUAAAGCAAUGUAAAAGUCAUAAUGCAUACAAUGGAUGCGAGAAAUGUAUAGAUCCAGGUUUCUGGAAGGGACGUGUAAUUUUCAGAACAUUCGAUAGUCCACUUAGGACAGAUCAAGAUUUUUAUGUUCAAAAAGAUAAACACCACCAUGUAGGCAUUUCCCCGUUUACGGAGCUUAAAAUUUUGAUGAUUUCUUCGGUUCCUCUUGACUACAUGCACCUCAUUUGCUUAGGUGUGGUUAUAAAACUAUUAAGAAGUUGGGUAAAAGGUCCAUUGCCAUUUAAAUUAUCUUCUCGUGAUAUUUCAACUUUAUCAAGUAAAUUAGUAUUAUUUUCGCAUAGUUGCCCUAAAGAAUUUUGUCGUAAGCCGAGGUCAGUAAAAGAGUUAGAUAUGUGGAAAGCGACAGAGUUUAGAACUUUUCUUCUUUAUACACGACCCGUCGCUUUAAAAGGAUUAUUGUCGCCGAAAAAGUAUACACAUUUUUUAAAUCUUUGCGUAGCAGUCACGAUUCUUAUAACUACCAAGGCGCAAGCAAAUAAUUGGAACGAUUAUGCACGACAGCUUUUAUUGAAGUUUGUUAAAAAUGUUCCCAAUUUAUAUGAAGAAGAGUUCUUAUCAUAUAAUAUGCAUUCUCUUAUACAUAUUAGUGAUGACGCUUUAAAGCAUGGCCCGUUAGAUUCUUUUAGUGCUUUCGAUUUCGAAAAUAAUAUGCAAGUAAUAAAGCGCUCGCUACGAGCUCACUAUAUACCUUUUGAGCAAACUGUGAAUCGCACUGCUGAGAGAGAAAAUCAUAAGUACCAGUCCCCUGUGAAUUUAAAUAGACACUGUAUUAUAAAAUCGAACGGAAAGGAUCAUUGUUUUAUAUUAAAGGAUGGGAAAGUAGUUGUUAUAAGUAGUAUAAGUAAAGAUAAAAAACAUAUAAAUUGUAGAAAAUUCAAACACUCGGACAACUUGUUCACUUGUCCGUGUGAAAGUAAAAUUUUAGGAAUAAUUAAAGUUAGCAAAUUAUCAAAUAGCGUAACCAUAAUAGGUAUUAAUGAUAUUGAUAAGAAAUGUUGGUUACUCCCGUCGGAUAAAAUAGAUGAAAACAUUUGCAUUCCCUUGUAUAAUGUAACAAUAUAAUUUUUGUUAUGAAAUAAAUGAUUUUGAUAAAAAUUAAUAAUUCGUGUUAUUUGACUGCAGUAAUUGCAUGGAGUUUAACUGCAAGUUUUGCAUCAAAUUAUUCGUUUCUUUUGCGCAAUAUUCUACGCUAUAAAUUGCAUUAAUUUGACGGUUAUUUCUACGCAAUAUUCUUGAGGCUAAAUUGCAUGAAUAUGACUGUCAAUUCUAUGCAAUAUUGACAGUUUAUUUUACGUUAAAUAUCUAGUAUCUUUUCACGGAUUUUUGCCGGCCAUCAGUUGCUGCAAUUUAACUGUAUGACUUUUGCGUAAAAGUGAUAGCUUUUGUUGAUCGGGAAUGUAUCAUGUACUCUGCGAACGGGAUUGAAGAAUAUUUCAUCACUGACCAAAACAAGUCCUCCAUUCUGUCCUUGUUUCAACGUGCUCCUGACUUUAAGUUGUAUCGGUUUAGGAAGGACAGGGUAAAAAUAACGGCGAUGGGACAGAUAAACGAGAGACGGCUCCUUAUCGACGAGACGACCAGGUUGAAAGCGGGUUACCAAGGGGGGAGAAGGUCCAUCGCGGCUGGUGAUGGGGGUCAAGGAAAGAAAAGGGCAUCGUACGUUGACACUGUUCGACUAGGAGAUAAUUUGAGGAGAGCAACGCUGCUAAAUACGGAUGAACCACAAUUAGCCAAGAUUGGCCGCUUAUCAGUAGCAUCGAUAGGCAGUGCAGGGUUAGGACAGAAAUCCAACAGUGCAGGUCUCGUGCUGAGGCCAAAUUCUGAAGAGCCGAUGAAAGAAAAAGUGACCCAUGACCAUUUCUGCAUUGCUUUCGGGAAUGAGAUGGGACCAAACUUGAAAAUCACUGCGAUUGGGGGGCAUCUUCUGCUGAAUGAUGAUUUUAUCCGGAGGAGAAAGAAGUGUACGAGAGUCUGCUGUUCAGUGACGCUGCUGUGUUUUUCAGUUCUACUUGUCUUGGCCAUUGUUGGGAUCAUCGUUUAUUUUACGGCUUUCUGAAAACUAAGAGCCAUCCCCCAACGUCAAGAAGAUAAGAUCUCACCAUUGUGUAUAAGAUCACACCACAAUAAUCGGCCUUGUUUCUAUUUCUUCUCCCACCAGUCCCACCUUCACUCCCGGAAUAAUGCCACGAAAGUCCGUAGUGCUAAAUAUAUGUUAUUAUUAGUAUUUUCAGAGUGUGGUGACGGGCUUGUGAUUCUUCAAGUGUGCGAUAAUAAUAUAUUUUAAUAGAAUAGCGUUUUUAUCUCAAUAUAUUAAAUAUCUAAUCCGAAAUCUUCGAACGCAUACAUAAUUUUAAACCAAGGCAUCUUUAUUAUGGGAAUUUUAAAGACUUUGGCGACCCCCUGACGAUCGAUAAGAUCGAGGGCGUCAAAUUGCAUGGAAGUGGAACGUACUUGUCAUGAAACUUGAGAUUCUUGUUGCAGUGGGAAUGGAAACCGGUCGGGUCUGUGGCAAAGCAAAUCCACAUGUUUCAAUUUCGUCAUGUAAAUAUUAAAUAAUUUUUGUAUAAUUUGAAACUCGAAUUGUGAAUUGGUUUAGUAGAUACUAAGUUUCGAAUAGUAAUAAAUUAAAUGCAUUAAUGAUAAGAUUGUGA
Molecule: messenger RNA, 5018 nt
Organism: Folsomia candida
Lineage: Eukaryota; Metazoa; Arthropoda; Collembola; Entomobryomorpha; Isotomidae
Exons: 7
Coding region: 395-1507 (370 amino acids)
Source: RefSeq, a predicted model, not a curated record